This is a messenger RNA of Anisakis simplex (herring worm), 456 nucleotides long. Lineage: Eukaryota; Metazoa; Nematoda; Chromadorea; Rhabditida; Anisakidae. The record is from the annotation of a GenBank genome assembly.
AAUGCGGCGAGAGGAGGUGAUUCGAGAGGUAGGGGUCAGAGAGGGAACAACACCUGGAAACGAGGUCGAUUCGGUGGUAACGACCAAGGCGGUGCACCUAGAGGAGGACCACCUUGGAAACGAGGCCGAUACAAUGCUCGUGGUGGUGGGCAUGUGUAUGAUGAUCGAGAUUAUGCAGCAAAUGCUAAUAUUUUUGAUCCGUUUGAAUUGUCAGAAGGAGAAGCAUCGCUUACGAGACCGGAAGCGUGGUUGCUCUCGAAGUCAGCCUCGGAACGUUACUCAUCACCACCACCCAGCCAUCGUUCGGUCGGCGAGCAACUGAACGAGGGUAAUCAACGUGGCGAAGAGAAGACGUCGAAUGAUGAGAAUCAACACCCUCGCAAGAUUAUCGAUGAAAUUGUGCAUAAACUUGUGAGUGAUGUUGGAAUAGGUAACCAAUUAGACUCAAUCGAGUGA